Molecule: messenger RNA, 702 nt
Organism: Sphaerodactylus townsendi
Lineage: Eukaryota; Metazoa; Chordata; Lepidosauria; Squamata; Sphaerodactylidae
Exons: 3
Coding region: 1-702 (233 amino acids)
Source: RefSeq, a predicted model, not a curated record
AUGAGCCCACCCCAGCUCCAAGGGAGGAGACAGAGAGAACCAAGAAGGCCCCUACUAAACGCUGAAGAUUCUAACAUCGCCAGGCGAUUGUUUCCUCCAGCCAUUGAAGAACAGGGUCCAGCCCCCAUUUCAGAAAACAUGGAUGCUGUACAACAACAUGAGCAGAUGGAGGGUGUCUCAAUGCUGACACUCGCUACAAUAGUGCACACUGCGGGUGGAAAGUUGGAUCCGGAUUGUUGUCUUUAUUGCUUCAAUAUUGCAUAUUAUAAGGAAUUCAGGGACGAUUGUAGUGAUGAUGAUGAUGACGAACCUGAUUCUGGUCACAGUUCGGAGCAUGAGAUUUUUUCUGAGGAAGAUGAGGGUGACACUCCAACGACACCCCCACCGACACCAAUGCGCUCAGAGGAACAGGCCGACCUCUUGGAGGUUGAUGCAAAGAAGAUUCUCUGUGUGACGGAGCUAUUUCCCGACGUGUGGCAGGGCGCCGUGGAUCUGACAUUGUUGGCUAAGCUGGUUCAGGGAGAACUGAAUCCCGAAUGCUGUAGUCGGUGCGAACUGAUCGAAUUGUUCCGAAGCACAGCCGCUUCAGGACCCGAGGGGGCACGUGCUAUGUCAAAAAUUACGGUUAUAGCGAUGAAGGGGGUGAAUGAGCAUGUCAUUCUAAAGCCCGACCUGCAUAAGGAUGAAAAAACCCAGGACUGA